Molecule: messenger RNA, 1709 nt
Organism: Equus caballus (horse)
Lineage: Eukaryota; Metazoa; Chordata; Mammalia; Perissodactyla; Equidae
Gene: GRINA
Product: glutamate ionotropic receptor NMDA type subunit associated protein 1
Biological process (GO): negative regulation of apoptotic signaling pathway
Cellular component (GO): endoplasmic reticulum; Golgi apparatus
Source: RefSeq, a predicted model, not a curated record
GGGGAGACCACAGAACCGCAGCCAUGCCCCAUGAGAAGAGUUUCUUGGUGUCUGGGGACAGCUAUCCUCCCCCCAACCCUGGAUAUCCUGGAGGGCCCCAGCCCUCCAUGCCUCCCUACCCUGGGGUCCCUUACCCACAGCCCCCAUUCCAGCCUUCCCCCUAUGGCCAGCCAGGAUAUCCCCAGGGCCCCAGCCCUUACCCCCAAGGGGGCUAUCCUCAGGGCCCCUACCCCCAAGGGGGCUAUCCUCAGGGGCCCUAUCCCCAAGGGGGCUACCCUCCGGACCCCUACUCCCAAGGGGGCUACCCUCAGGGGCCGUAUCCGCAGAGUCCCUUUCCUCCCAACCCCUAUGGACAACCACAGGCCUUCCCGGUACAGGAUCCUGACUCACCUCAGCACGGGAACUAUCACGAGGAGGGACCCCCGUCCUACUAUGACAAUCAGGACUUCCCUGCCACCAACUGGGAUGACAAGAGCAUCCGCCAGGCCUUCAUCCGGAAGGUGUUCCUGGUGCUGACCCUGCAGCUGUCCGUGACACUCUCCACCGUGGCUGUGUUCACGUUCGUUGGGAAGGUGAAGGACUUUGUCCGGGAGAACGUCUGGACCUACUACGUCUCCUACGCGGUGUUCUUCACCUCCCUCAUUGUCCUCAGCUGCUGUGGGGACUUCCGGCGAAAGCACCCCUGGAACCUUGUUGCACUGUCGAUCCUGACCGUCAGCCUGUCCUACAUGGUGGGCAUGAUCGCCAGCUUCUACAACACUGAGGCGGUCAUCAUGGCUGUAGGCAUCACCACAACCGUCUGCUUCACAGUGGUCAUCUUCUCCAUGCAGACCCGCUACGACUUCACCUCGUGCAUGGGCGUGCUCCUGGUGAGCAUGGUGGUACUGCUCAUCUUCGCCAUCCUCUGCAUCUUCAUUCGGAACCGCAUCCUGGAGAUCGUGUACGCUUCACUCGGUGCACUGCUCUUCACCUGUUUCCUGGCAGUGGACACCCAGCUGCUGCUGGGGAACAAGCAGCUGUCCCUAAGCCCAGAGGAGUACGUGUUUGCCGCGCUGAACCUGUACACGGACAUCAUCAACAUCUUCCUGUACAUUCUCACCAUCAUCGGCCGUGCCAAGGAGUAGCCCGAGCCCUCAGCUUGUGCGGGGCCCCACUCAGGUGGCGUGGCUGGUCUGGAUCUUGCACCUGGCGUGGCAGUGCCAUCUGUACCUCCCCUCUCUUGUCCCCGAGCACAGCCUGGGACAGAGGGAGCCCCUCUCCGACCCUCUUGUGUGCGUACACUGCAGAUACUUCUGUUUGGACCCGCUGUGGCCAGCAUGGCCCCUUCUAGCCCUCCCGCCCCGCCAAAGGGCAGCGGGGCCGGGUUUCUGUGCCACCUCCUGCCCACUCACUGUUGCAUGAGCCCCGUCUGCCAGCCCACCCCAGGGUCUGGAGGGCAACACCAGGUCCUAGGGGAGAGGGAUCGAGCCAAGAGGUGAGGGUGCACGUCUCCCCUCCUGUCCCAACUCCCCUGCCUGGCAUAGAGUCUCCCCAUCCCCUCCCCACCCACACCCCGAAGCGCUGCCCUCUGGGGGGCCUGAGGGGUGAGGGUCUCAUCCCUGUGCCGAGCCCUGAAGGCAGAGAGGAUGGGAAUAUUCGGGGGAGGAGGAUGCCUUCCUCUCAUUCUGCUGUCUUUAAAAUUCUAAUAAAGGGGAUCUUCUCUCUCCGUU